CAGAUUGUCCUAUAUGAAUGUACUUCACCCGGCCGGCCGCCUCUCGCUCAGGUAGACGGGACGCGCCGCGGAAAGUCUUCUCUCUGGACCUGCAGACCUGUCCAUCAUGGAGGUGAAUGGCACGGCAGACAUUUUGAGCUCUGCCUACCUGGCAGUGGAGUACGUUGAUGGGGUGCUGCCAGAGAACCCCUUCCAGCCCUCCCUGAAACAUGCCUGGGGCUACAUGCUGGACAACUACACCAAAUUCCAGAUUGCCACCUGGGGGUCGCUCAUCGUCCAUGAGUUCAUCUACUUCCUGUUCUGCCUGCCUGGUUUCCUCUUCCAGUUCAUGCCCUUCAUGCAGAAAUACAAGAUCCAACAGGACAAGCCAGAGACCUGGGAGAAACAGUGGAGAUGUUUCAAGAUGCUGCUGUUUAACCACUUCUGUAUCCAGCUGCCGUUGAUCUGUGGGACCUACUACUUCACCGAGUUCUUUAACAUCCCCUACGACUGGGACUCCAUGCCACGCUGGCCGUACGUCUUGGCUCAGUGCUUCGGCUGUGCUGUUGUCGAAGACACCUGGCACUACUUCCUCCAUCGCCUGCUGCAUCACCGCAGGAUCUACAAAUAUAUCCACAAAGUCCACCAUGAGUUCACCGCUCCGUUCGGCAUGCAGGCCGAAUACGCUCAUCCUGCUGAGACUAUCAUCCUGGGAGCUGGUUUCUUCAUCGGCAUCAUGAUCUUCUGCAACCACGUGUUCUUCCUGUGGGCCUGGGUGUCGUUCCGCCUGCUGGAGACCAUCGAUGUCCACAGUGGUUACGACAUCCCUCUGAACCCGCUCCACCUGAUCCCAUUCUAUGCCGGCACCCGCUUCCACGACUUCCACCACAUGAACUUCGUGGGGAACUACGCCUCCACCUUCACCUGGUGGGACAAGCUGCUGAAGACGGACAGCCAGUACAACAAGUACAUGCAGAAACAGGGAGACAAGAAGGAGCAGUAAACCACUCUGUGCCUCUGCUCAUACACUCACCUGGUCUGUCAGGAGGAGAAGGGAGCUCUGCAGACACACAAACUCUUCCUCACACACACACUAAAAGUGUACUUUGAAUGAAUCAGAGCUGCUGUGGGUUUGAUUCUGAACCGGACUGCGUGUUGACUUCAGUCCGACUUCUGUGCCUUUCUGCAAAAGAAGUACUUUUGUCUUCUUCUGUCAACAGCUGCUGGCUGAAUAAAAACCAUCAACAUCCUCA
Epinephelus fuscoguttatus (brown-marbled grouper) is the source of this 1232-nucleotide messenger RNA. It is a transcript of the gene msmo1, whose product is annotated as methylsterol monooxygenase 1. Lineage: Eukaryota; Metazoa; Chordata; Actinopteri; Perciformes; Serranidae. The record is from RefSeq and is a predicted model, not a curated record. The coding region runs from base 107 to 982 and encodes 291 amino acids. Gene Ontology annotation, molecular function: iron ion binding; C-4 methylsterol oxidase activity. The transcript has 6 exons. Gene Ontology annotation, biological process: sterol biosynthetic process.